CAAGCAUCCAACACCUCAACUAUCCACCUAAUCCCUCAUAGAAACCCCCUCAGCUCUACACCCCAACCCCAAACAAACCAAGAAACCCACCCCAUCCACCCCAACCUUUAAAAAAAUCUAAAAUGGUCUGCGCCAAAUGCCAAAAGAAACUCAAACAAACCGAACUAGCCACCCCGGGUGUAAAGCGCAAGAGCGAGAUGUACUACGGCUCCCCCGCGACCAGCGGCAGCGGCAGCGCCAGCAGCAGUCACGCAGACAAAUCGAAACCCACGUUAGGGAACACGGGGAUCGGGAAGAGUAAACUCCUCAGCUCCAAGGCCAAGAAUCCCUACGCGGCGUACUCGUCCUCGUGCGAGAUGUGCAAGACCAAGACCGAGCAGGGCCGGAAGUACUGCCAGCGGUGCGCUUAUCAGAAGAAUUCUUGUCCGAUGUGUGGGAAGAGUUUGGCUAAGGGGGUGGUGGCUAAGGGGCAGCCGGUUGUGCAGGGGCAGAAGUUUAAUUUGAAGUGAAUGGUUCUAUUUUGUGGUUUGGUUUGUUGUUUGAGAUGUUGGUUUCGUCCGUGUGGGUGUUAUGAUUUUUCCUUAUCAUCGGGGGGAUUACUAGGUAAAUAUCUCUCUCGUGAGUGGCAUGGCGUUCAGGGGUGCAAUUGCAAGGGAAAGGUCAAGGCAGCAGACGGUUGUUUGCACAUGAUAUCCAACAGUUAACUGGAAUAAGAACUUUGGUAGUAAAAAAAGCUAGUUAUACAUGACACACACGCACACACACAUACAAAAUAUAUGCAG
Molecule: messenger RNA, 782 nt
Organism: Aspergillus brunneoviolaceus CBS 621.78
Lineage: Eukaryota; Fungi; Ascomycota; Eurotiomycetes; Eurotiales; Aspergillaceae
Product: cysteine-rich PDZ-binding protein
Exons: 3
Coding region: 123-509 (128 amino acids)
Biological process (GO): cytoplasmic microtubule organization
Molecular function (GO): microtubule binding
Source: RefSeq, a predicted model, not a curated record